UGCCUGAUCAGAAUUUGCUAACGGUUGGUUGGCAGGCUAAGCUAACCUGGCUGUCAGUUGCUGAGGGCGGUGACAGCUGAGAAUAUUUCUCCUUAUCUUUGAACUCAGAACAAUCGCCGCGAUGUUCGAGGAAGCCAGUGAAGUGUUUGACAACAUGUUUAAGUCCUCGUUUCCCCUCACCUUCAUUGUGUUCAUCCCCGCGGUGCUCAUUCUGGUGGCACCGCUCCCGGCCGAGGCGGCUCAUGAGUUCACGGUGUAUCGCAUGCAGCAGUACGACCUACAGGGACAGCCAUACGGUACCAGGAAUGCCAUCCUGAACACAGAGGCUCGUACUGUGGAGGCAGAGGUACUAAGUCGCCGCUGUGUUGUCAUGCGACUGGCGGACUUCUCUUAUGACAAGUACCAGAAAGCCCUGCGCCAGUCAGCUGGGGCUGUGGUCAUCAUCCUGCCCAAGAACAUGUCUGCUAUGCCGCAAGACAUAGUACAGCAGUUCAUGGAGUUGGAGCCAGAGAUGUUGGCUACCGAGACCAUCGUCCCCGUCUACUUUGCCAUGGAGGACGAUGAGCUGCUGUCGAUUUACACUCAAACACUGACUUCCUCCUCCUCACAGGGCUCUUUAUCAGCAGCUGAAGUCCUGCUGCAUACAGCCACAGCCAAUGGCUUUCAGAUGGUGACUAGUGGAGCUCAGAGCAAAGCCAUCAGUGACUGGGCCAUCACCAGUUUAGAGGGUCGUCUAGCUGGAGUUGGAGGAGAGGACCUGCCCACUAUUGUCGUGGUGGCUCAUUACGAUUCCUUUGGUGUUGCUCCAUGGCUGUCCUAUGGAGCAGACUCAAACGGCAGCGGAGUGUCGAUGUUACUAGAGCUGGCACGUCUCUUCUCCAAACUUUACACCUACAAGAGGACGCACGCUGCGUAUAACUUGCUGUUCUUUGUGUCUGGUGGAGGAAAGUUUAACUACCAGGGCACCAAACGUUGGCUAGAGGACAAUCUAGACCACACAGACUCUAGUCUGCUGCAGGACAACGUUGCGUUCGUGUUGUGUCUGGACACUCUGGGGAACGGAGACACUCUACAUCUCCAUGUGUCCAAACCUCCUAAAGAAGGAACCCCUCAGUAUUCUCUGCUCAAAGAACUGGAGAUGGUCGUUUCUAGUCAGUACCCAGAGGUUAAGUUCUCCAUGGUCCACAAGAAAAUCAACCUGGCUGACGACAUGCUGGCCUGGGAGCACGAACGCUUCGGGAUCCGCCGGCUGCCGGCCUUCACUCUAUCCCAUCUGCCCUCGCACCGCGUGGCUCAGCGCUCCAGCAUCAUGGACGUGCGGUCAGUGUCCCCCUCCUCUCGCCACGGAGCGGGAGAGCCCCCUGCUGGGCCACAUGUAGAUGUGAGGAAGCUGAGCCGAAACACUAAAGUGGUAGCAGAGGCAUUGGCCAGGGUCAUCUACAAUCUCACAGAAAAGGGAGCUCCCGGAGACCUGCAGAUAUUCACAGAACAAAUGCAGGUGCAGGACGAGCAGCUCUCGGCAGUAGUGGACUGGCUCACAGCGCAGCCCCGGGCCGCUCAGCUGGUGGACAAAGACAGCAGCGUGGUGUCCACCCUGGAGUAUCAUCUCGGACGCUACCUCAAGGACGUCAAGAGACACUAUGUCAAAGCUGACAAAAGGGAUCCGGAGUUUGUAUUCUACGACCAGCUGAAGCAGACGAUGAAUGCUUACAGAGUGAAGCCGGCUAUUUUUGACCUGCUGCUGGCUGUCUGCAUUGCAGCCUAUUUAGGGAUGAUGUAUCUGGCUAUCCAGAACUUUGGAGUCCUGUACAGCGUCGUCCGCAGAAUCACCCAGCCCAAAGCCAAGGCUCACUAAGGCGUACAACACUCCUCUCUCCAGUUUGCUACUGUACCUUUCUCUUCAAAUCAACAAACUCUAGCCAGUAAGACGCAGAAGCUGGACCGCGCUGCUGUCCUCGUGAUGGUUUCCAAACCAGCAGAAUCACUUCCAUUUCUUUCAUCCUUAAUGCACAAACUACGAUGUCAGAUCCUGUCUUGCUGCCAACUUGAUCCAUUUGGUGUCACGGAUCAGAAUUAUCAGGAAUCAUUUUUCCUCUCCGCUGACAUUGUCCACGUGCUCCUUGUGUUGGAUACGUUUCACUGUUUAACUUUCACUGAGGGAUGUUAUCCAUUUUUUCCACACUUAGAUGAGCUUGAGUUUCCUCCGUUUCUCUACUAAUCACUGUUCUUCUCUGUUUCCUUCUUCUCGCUGCUCUUUACGAGCCAAACCAACAUCAUGUGUUGUCUCAGGCAGCUACAGGGUGAAGCUGACCACAUGUUUAAAGUUUAAUCCAGAAUUUGUUUGGUCAAGAGAUGUUUCUUUCUUUUUUUCUCUUUUUUUGUGAAAGGAUGAGGUCACAAGUCUUUCUUGGUGCAAUAUCCACAUGCCCUUAUUUACUUGUUGUAUUUUCUUCUUCACACUGAGAAGUAAUGUUAAUUAAAACAUAGAGGGGAAAAAUACACCUCAGCUUAAACCAUCUUUCAUCUCUUUAAGGUUGCAGUUUAUAUGCUCCUGUCAGAAAACUGUGACAUUGCUCAUCAGAGCUCUGCAUCUUCAGCUUCUGUCAGACUACUAGUUCAAUAGACAAAGCGUCAGUUUGCAACUGGAAGGAAAUGAAUAAAAUAAAUAAAAAAGCUCUGAGCAGCAGUUGUUUGGCAUUUGUGCUUAAUCAAUAAAUCAUUUCCUGCAUAGUUGUUUCUCAUUUCCCUGUGAUGUGACAGAAAGCGUCAUCCAUGAGCUCCGUCUGAAUCCAUGGGGGCAUGUGGGUGUUGUAUGAAGAUGGGACGCUGAUCUCGUCCUUUACUCUAAUACUGUUUACAUUAAAGACAAGCUGUCUAAAUGAAAUGUGAAGUAGUGUUUAGAUGAUUCCAUUGCCUUGGUAGGUUUUUUUUUUUGGAAGGAAAACCAUUGCCAAAUUUUAAUAAUAAUAAUGUAUGAAUCUCCCCUUUUAAUGUAGGUGUGUAGUCGUAUAAAUUUUCACCUUUACAUUCUUGCUUGUUGUGCCUCCUAUUUCUGCAGGUGAGGUUUGUUUGCUGAGUGACUUGCUGUGUCUUUUUUUUUUUUUUCCUCCCUCCAUUGAUGAGAUCCUAAAAUGACUUUUCUGGUGAAAUGCGUUCAUCUGAGGACUUGCUACACAAGGUCAAACAAACAUGUUUUCUUGUCUAAUCGGAAAACUCGUUUGUGUUUGAGGUGCAAUUUGCCAACACAUCGCGAGCAGAUAAAACUUCCCCUUUACUCCCGUUUUUUUUUUUUUUUUUUACUUCAGCAGAAUCAUGUUGCAAUGAAUGGGACCUUUGGCAGACUUAACAAAAAAAAAUAAAAAAUGACAUGUUUAAAGUCUUGUUAAGAUAUUGGCCAAGGCAGCGCUGCUGUAUUUAAACACAGGAUGUCUUAAAUGGGCCAUGGCAGAAAAAAGUAAAAUAUCUUUAAGAACUGGUUUAUGUGUAAUAAAUACCACAAUGCUGCCUUGACCUGUUUUAUAAUGCUCAUGUGUUGCUGCAUGACCUGUGACCCCUCCCCCCAGUCGCCAUGGUAACAACGACAGGUCUUUUUAUGCGCCAACACGAGGGAAUUACUGUAUGUGGUGUUUUAAUUUAUUGGUUUGUUGUUGUUUGUGCACUGAAAUGAUCUCUCCUCUGAACUCUUGUUUCACCUCAUCCACAACACUUGAUCUUUGCAAUGAAAAUGAUAUCGAUUGUGAUUUAAAAAUAAAAAAAAUAAAUGGCUGAAAAGGACAAAGAAAAUCA
Messenger RNA from Mugil cephalus (flathead mullet), 3786 nucleotides. It is a transcript of the gene ncln, whose product is annotated as nicalin. NCBI's taxonomy places the organism in Eukaryota, Metazoa, Chordata, Actinopteri, Mugiliformes, Mugilidae. The record is from RefSeq and is a predicted model, not a curated record. The coding region runs from base 122 to 1855 and encodes 577 amino acids. Gene Ontology annotation, cellular component: endoplasmic reticulum membrane. The transcript is spliced from 15 exons. Gene Ontology annotation, biological process: regulation of signal transduction.